UCACUCUCAUUCCUAUCUGCUGUACUACAACAUUCACUCGCUCUCUCUCUUAUCUCCUCUGUUCCCGCAUUUUAUUGCUCCAUGGCCGUCGGAGGUUUCACCAACGCCGCCGGUGGCGCCGAUUUCGAGGCCAAAAUCACUCCCAUCGUCAUCAUUUCAUGUAUCAUGGCUGCCACCGGAGGUCUCAUGUUUGGCUACGACGUCGGCGUUUCAGGUGGUGUGACGUCUAUGCCCCCGUUCUUGAAGAAGUUUUUUCCGACGGUAUACAGAAAGACAGUGGAAGAGAAAGGACUGGAUAGUAAUUACUGCAAAUACGACAACCAAGGAUUACAGCUUUUCACGUCGUCUCUGUAUCUGGCUGGUUUGACUUCAACGUUCUUCGCUUCGUACACGACUCGUAGGUUGGGAAGAAGGCUGACCAUGUUGAUUGCUGGGUUCUUCUUCAUCGGUGGAGUUGUCCUAAAUGCUGCUGCUCAAGACCUCGCCAUGCUCAUCGUUGGAAGAAUCUUGCUUGGUUGUGGUGUUGGCUUUGCUAAUCAGGCCGUGCCAGUGUUCCUCUCUGAGAUCGCACCUUCAAGAAUACGAGGAGCAUUGAAUAUAUUGUUCCAGCUUAAUGUCACCAUUGGCAUUCUAUUUGCUAACCUUGUCAACUACGGCACCAACAAAAUCAAAGGUGGGUGGGGUUGGAGGCUAUCUCUUGGGUUGGCUGGUAUCCCAGCAGUUCUUCUGACAUUGGGAGCCUUGUUCGUGGUGGACACCCCCAACAGUCUGAUCGAACGUGGGCGCUUGGAAGAAGGAAAAACUGUUCUUAAAAAGAUUCGCGGCACUGACAACAUCGAACUUGAAUUCCAGGAAUUGGUUGAGGCCAGUCGUGUGGCUAAAGAGGUGAAGCAUCCAUUCAGGAAUCUUCUCAAGCGCAGGAACCGACCCCAACUCGUCAUUUCCAUUGCCCUUCAGAUAUUCCAGCAAUUCACAGGCAUCAACGCAAUCAUGUUCUAUGCCCCGGUUCUCUUCAACACCUUAGGAUUCAAGAACGAUGCAUCCCUCUAUUCUGCUGUCAUAACUGGUGCUGUGAAUGUUCUCUCCACCGUUGUAUCCAUCUACUCGGUGGACAAACUGGGACGUCGCAUGCUCCUGCUGGAGGCUGGUGUGCAGAUGUUCUUGUCUCAAGUGGUGAUUGCAAUCAUUCUGGGAAUAAAGGUGACGGACCAUUCUGAUGACCUUUCCAAAGGCAUUGCAAUUCUGGUGGUUGUGAUGGUGUGCACUUUCGUGUCUUCCUUUGCAUGGUCUUGGGGUCCCCUUGGGUGGCUUAUCCCGAGUGAGACUUUCCCAUUGGAGACUCGUUCCGCUGGUCAGAGUGUCACCGUUUGUGUCAACUUGCUCUUCACCUUCGUCAUUGCACAGGCAUUCCUUUCUAUGCUCUGCCACUUCAAGUUUGGCAUCUUCUUGUUCUUCUCUGGCUGGGUCCUCGUCAUGUCUGUCUUCGUGCUUUUCCUGUUGCCAGAAACAAAGAAUGUCCCCAUUGAAGAGAUGACCGAGAGAGUGUGGAAGCAGCAUUGGUUCUGGAAGAGGUUUAUCGAUGAUGCCGCAGAUGAGAAAGUAGCCAAUGUCUCUAAUGGUAAUGGAUUUGAUCCAACCUCCAGGUUGUAAAUCCAUUUGCAUUGAGUAUUUUAGACUCUAGAGUAAGUGCAUUACAUGCUAAGUAAGAAUGAAUGUGGGUUAGUCACAAAUUAAGCAAAUUAUUUUUUAUUUCCCCCACCUCCAAUCCAUGUUGGUGGCCUAGGCCUGCAACAACAUUGUAAUCAGUUAAUCAAACAUUUAUUAUCCUGUUUUGCAAGCCAUAUAAUCAAACAGUUUUUUUUCCCACCCUUUUCUUUUUGUAAAUUGUUUGUCUUUGAAAGGAAUAAUAUAUAUUGAUUUCCAAUUUACAUUA
Glycine soja is the source of this 1933-nucleotide messenger RNA. RefSeq names its product sugar transport protein 13-like. The transcript is spliced from 4 exons. Bases 82 to 1650 code for a protein of 522 amino acids. The record is from RefSeq and is a predicted model, not a curated record. NCBI's taxonomy places the organism in Eukaryota, Viridiplantae, Streptophyta, Magnoliopsida, Fabales, Fabaceae. Gene Ontology annotation, cellular component: membrane. Gene Ontology annotation, molecular function: monosaccharide transmembrane transporter activity. Gene Ontology annotation, biological process: monosaccharide transmembrane transport.